Molecule: messenger RNA, 2089 nt
Organism: Haliotis rubra (blacklip abalone)
Lineage: Eukaryota; Metazoa; Mollusca; Gastropoda; Lepetellida; Haliotidae
Exons: 6
Coding region: 45-1073 (342 amino acids)
Source: RefSeq, a predicted model, not a curated record
AUCGACAUCAAGUUCUGUAGUGAAUUCUGUUCAUCGUUGAAGUCAUGACCCGGGCAGCGAUAAUCACAAGGUGGCUCUUUACGAUAGGACUUAUUUCAGUCGGUAUUUCUCAUGUGUAUGGAUUAACACUGACAGCAAAAGAUGAGACGGGGACUAUAGGACCCCACCGUGUGACUGUCAAGUGUGACUAUGUCGUGGAUCCAGGAGAAACACUUUUUUCAAUAACCAUGAGUAGGAAGAUAGCUACAGACCCAGGUUUCACAGACAUUACAGUGUUCAGACCAUGUGCAAGCUCAUCACUCUAUGAUCCAUGUGUUACACAGAAUUUUAGAGAUCGGACAACUCUCAUCUUAUCCAAUGGUUCCACAAGUGUGCGAUUUGAUCGUGUUAAGUGUGGGGAUGAGGCACCUUACAAGUGUAUUGAUGCUUACCAAACAGUUGCUGCCGAGGCUGCUUCAGAAGAAGCUGACAUGAAUCUUCUUUUGCUGGCACCGGCUACACAGAAGGACAGCAGGUUGAGUUCCGGUGCCAGGGGCUGUUGGAGCUGUUGCGAGCUGUACCGGUUCCGGUACCGUGACAACACACCAGUGGACAUCACAAGUCUGCCCAGACUAAAUCCUCCCUAUCAAGUUCAGGAACUUGCAUCUCUGAACAGAAUAAGUCAGGUCACUCUGAAUGUCAGCAGACUGGACAAUGGGAUGACCAUCCAAUGUGCUGCAAACCACUCUACACUCACAAAAGCCUACGGGAUUCGAGAGACAUGCAACUCUUGGGCAAAGUCUUGUCGGCAAACUGACACCAUCACAGUUUUCUUUGCUACAACCACAUUCCCUCCCACUACAAAAACCACGAGUACACAAACACCUUCUCCUGGAAGUAAUGACGCUGUUAAACCAGAAGCUCCAGACAAUACUGUAGUGGUAGUUGUGUGUGUCGUCUUUGGGUUGUUGCUGAUCGCUGGGACUGUGACUGGUGUGGUCAUAUACAGGAGAAGAUGGAACAGGAAGACCUCCGAAGAAGUGCUUAGAAAGGCCCUGUACAACACUGCAACAUGGAGCGUGUGUCCUACGUGAAUAUGGAGUCAUCAGGAACGACACCACACAGGGGAAUUGAAUGCUUUGGGACUUACGUACCCUCUCAGGAGGACAAUAAUUUUACAAUACUUCAACCAGUCAGGUUGAGCUCUGACCACAGUAGAGUGGUACUGCGACAUGAGCAGUUUGUCAUUCGCACCGGCAUGCAUGAAACUGACGUCCAGGGAAAAUGUUAGUUUUUAACCCAUAGUAUGUGUAAGUUAAUGUGGUAAUGAUGUAUGGAGUUGUAUGAUUAGAUAUGGAUUUAGAAAAUGAUUAUUCCAUUUACAUCCCAAUUUGGUACACACGCUUUUCAUCGCUUCCACGUUAACAUCGUCGGGGUUAGAAACUUACUUCGAAACGUCAGUGUAUCGUAAAAACAAACUGACAGGUGAUGUCUUUUAGUGGCAUUUAGAAGUUGUACAUCGAUGUCCAAGAUAUUUUUAUGGAUAAAACUUCUUUAUAAUUUCCCUCACGACGUUUCGAGACCAUUUUCGUUUCAUCAGGUGAACUGACAGUUGGGACUAUGACCAAUGAAUGAAUCAACUGAUGAAGGGACCUGGAAUGGUCUCGAAACGUCGUGAGGGACAUUAUAAAGAAGUUUAAUCCAUAAAAAUAUGUUGGACAAAACUGACAGUUUUUCUGAUAUUGGUUGAUAACAGAUGUUGACAUGGACGACCAAGGCCUUUUCACCAGAACGACUAGGUUACAAAACCGUGGUCACAGUUAAAUGGGCGAUGAGCUUCAGAGGUGAUAUAUAUCACAAUAUGUGAAAUUAAUACGCGGGAAAGGGGCCAUAAAGUGUAUCUUCGGAUGCAUACAUUCAUUGAUCUCAUAUCAUCCAACAUUGGUGUAAUAGCCAAGUGCAUCCCUCCGAUUUAACAACUUCGAACUAGUGAGUGAGUUUAGUUUUACGCCGCACUCAGCAAUAUUCCAGCUAUAUGGCGGCCGUCUGUAAAUAAUCGAGUCUGGACCAGACAAUCCAGUGAUCAACAGCAUGAGCCUCGAUCUGCGCA